AUGGAUCUGGUUAUUACUGUUUCCGGUAACUGGAUUAAGAAAAACAAAUAUGUAUUCAACGCUGAUAGUAGAGGGUGUAGAGUUCUCCAUUUAGAUGAGAACUCUACACAUGAAGCUUUCGCAAAGUCUGUUCUCGAUGAUUACGGAUUGAAUGAAAUGAGUGAUCAUAUUCAGCUAAGCUACAUAUUCUCGAAUAAAUCAUUGAAAACAAUGGCGCACGACACUCCACCAGUGUACGUGUCCAAUACUCGGCAGUUGCAAGGUUUUGUAGCCCUAAAGAAAAUCGAACAACUACGUCUUUGUGUUGAGAUUACGGAGAACAAGGACGACAGAGCAAGAGAGAAGACUAAAACAAACUUCAGUUUUAGCUCAGAAGUAGAAGCGUCAGAAGUUGAGUCCAGAGACGAUAAUUACAGUGGGAGUUACGAUGAUUGCAGUUCGGAGAAGGAAGAAAAGGACAAUGAGAUUGAUUGCUCUAGUAUUGUGGAAGGAGAAAAUCAGAACGUAGGCGGAGAAGAUGAAACAGGCAAAGAAAAGGAAGAAGACGAUGAAUUUGAUAGCCGAUUUGAUAUGUUCGACGACUCGGACGGUGCGUCAUCUGAAGAUGAUAACUUCAGCUCAUACGGUGAGUCUCCUUUAGAAGACGAAGAGUCACCAACGAUACCUCCCAAGAAGAUAUAUCAGAACUUCUCGAUGAGCGGGUCUAAAGAGAGUGAGGAGGUUCUUCUAAGGUUGGAGAUGUCGUCGUUAAAUCUUGCGGUAGGGCAACGAUACGAGAGUAAAGCCGAUUUGGAGAGACGACUGAAACUUCUUACAGUGAAGGAUCGAUUUGAUUAUGAUGUAGACAUAUCAACCCGAACAUUAUUCAUUGUUAAGUGUUGGGUUGAUGGAUGUAUCUGGAGGGUUCGUGCUUCUACCAAAGGGGAAUCCCCGGCGUUCUAUGUUUGUAUUUACGAAUCGAAUCAUACAUGUUCUACAACUGAGCGUUCUAAUCGAUGUCGAAAUGCAACACCAGAUAUUUUAGGAGAGUUGUACAAGAACUUUCUCAGCGACGUUGGUCCGGCCGUUCGCCCUACGAGUGUUGGAAUAGCUAUCACUAAGCAGUUUGGUUUAAAGAUGGAAUAUUGGAAAUCUUACCGGACGCUGAAAUUUGCAAGGGAAAUCGUUAAGGGAACACCUGAGAUUGCGCGUCUUCAAAUCGAUGAGAAUGGAAAAUUCAUGUAUGUGUUUCUUGCGUUUGGUGCGAGCGUAAAUGGGUUUCCUUUCAUGCGCAAAGUUGUGGUUGUCGACGCCUUCGCAGUGGUUGACACUGAAAAUGAUGAUUCCUGGCAUUGGUUUUUUACGCAACUAAAACUUUUGAUUCAUGACGACGAGGGUCUUGCGAUAAUCUCGGAUAGGCAUAACUCGAUUGGGAAAGCAAUUACAAAUGUGUAUCCGCUUGCUUCUCGUGGAAUUUGCACGUACCAUCUAUAUAAGAAUAUACUAGGAUGGUACAAAGAAAAAGAUGCAUUUCGUCUGGUGAAGAAAGCGGCGAGAUGUUUUAGGAUGUCUGACUUUACUCAGAUUUUCGAGGAGAUUGAAGCGAUUAAUCCAGCACUCCACGGCUACCUCCAAAGGGCUGAUGUCCGACUGUGGACGCGUGUUCAUUUCCCGGGCGAGAGGUACAAUUUGAUGACUACGAACAUAGCGGAAUCAAUGAACAGAGCAUUGUCGAAUGCUAGAGGUCUUAGCAUUGUUCGGAUAUUAGAAUCGAUACGGGUUAUGAUGACCAGAUGGUUUGCUGAACGAAGAGAGGAUGCCAGAUCGCAGCGAACCACGCUUACUCGUGGUGUGGAGAAACUACUACAUGGUCGUGUAACUGCCGCCAGAGAUUUGGCGGUACAGAGGAUUGAUGAUCAUCACACUGAAGUUAAAUAUGGAUCUUCCGGCGAGUCUUUGCAUGUUGUUAAUUUGGUAGAGCGAAAGUGCACAUGUCACCGUUUCGAACUCAAGAAAUUACCAUGUGUACACGCAAUCGAAGCGGCGGAGUACAGGAAUGUUUCUCGUAUAUCCAUGUGCAGUCCUUACUAUACCAGCAAUUAUUUGGUUAGCGCAUACGCUGAAUCAGUCAUGCCGGUUGAUUCAGCGCAACCUGUUCCAGAACUCGUGGCUAACCAACGCUGCUUGCCCCCGACUGUACGUCAACCACCAGGCAGACCGAAGAAAAAUAGGAUGAAAUCUACUUUAGAAGUUGCACUAUCAAACAAACGUCCUAGGAAAGAGCACACAUGUUCUCGAUGUAGACAGAGUGGUCAUAAUGCGAAAACUUGUCCGAUGUAA
Messenger RNA from Brassica napus (rape), 2319 nucleotides. RefSeq lists its product as uncharacterized. Lineage: Eukaryota; Viridiplantae; Streptophyta; Magnoliopsida; Brassicales; Brassicaceae. Gene Ontology annotation, molecular function: nucleic acid binding; zinc ion binding. The transcript has 5 exons. The record is from RefSeq and is a predicted model, not a curated record. The coding region runs from base 1 to 2319 and encodes 772 amino acids.